Molecule: messenger RNA, 1149 nt
Organism: Priceomyces carsonii
Lineage: Eukaryota; Fungi; Ascomycota; Pichiomycetes; Serinales; Debaryomycetaceae
Gene: SKI8
Product: SKI complex subunit WD repeat protein
Exons: 1
Coding region: 1-1149 (382 amino acids)
Cellular component (GO): nucleus
Molecular function (GO): protein binding
Source: RefSeq, a predicted model, not a curated record
AUGGGAAAACAGUACAUAUCAACGGUCAGCGCUUCCAAUGCGCAUGAUCUGGAUAUUUUGGGGCUUGAAAUCACCAACAAGUAUACUAUAACCGUGUCGUCAGAUGGGUAUGCCAAAUUCUGGGAUAAUUCACAGGAUGAACUUCAAGAUCCUAAUAGUCUUGUUAAACAAUAUCUUAUUGAGAAAAUGGGAAUUCAUCAUGUGGCAUCUUACCAGAACAUCUUGCCAAACUCAAAUAUACGAAUAGUCAUUCUUGCGUUUGGAUGCUUUGAUGGGACAAUCAGGCUUAAGUACUACAUCAACGACGAUUUGGAUUCACUUCAAGAUGUGAAAUGUCCAGAGUUAGGAAGCUCCACAUAUUGGUGUCCAUCAUUUUACAAAGACCCUGAAUCAAGACAGGACUACUUCGUGGUUACUCAAGCAAGCGGAAAUGUAAGCGUAUUAAAUUUGAAUAUCUCUGCUGCAGAAGAGAAAAUAAGUAUUCUUCUUGAAAGGCAUGGAAACUUGGGAACCGAAGAAAUGUCAUUUCCGAACUCGUUGGCUGUAUCUAAAACAUCAAGCAAAAAAGUUGCAGUUGGAUAUACAAAUGGCGACGUUCUUUUGUAUGAUUUAACAACUUUAAAGCCAAUCUAUACUUUCCCAUCUACUGAUUUGCAAUCUUCAACAAAGUCUUCUAGUUCUAUUGCAAGAGCAUUAGAAUUCUCUCCUGGAGGGAGAUUGUUAGCAGUUUCCCGUGAUAAUCAAUCUGCUGGCUCAAUCACGUUGUAUGAUGUGGACUAUGGUGAAAAUGUGGGAUCUUUGACCACUGCAUCGCACUCUGCAAAGACUGCUAUUGGUGGAUUCGCACAUGAAGGGUGGAUAAUGGGAUUGAGCUUUAAUGAGGAGGGAAACAUGCUCGCAAGUGGUGGUUUUGAUAAGUGUGUUCGGAUUUGGGACUUGGAUUCCCGAGAAAGAGAGGCUACGAUCCAAAUCUCUGUAUCUGAUUUGGAGAAUCCAAAUGAGAACGAUAUGGAUAAUAGCAUUGUUAGCGGAGUCAAAUUUAUCAAGAAAAAUAUUAGAGGAGGACUAGGAGGUGAUAAAAAUGAUGGCAUUUGUAUAAUCAGUUUCGACAGAGGUGUGAGGUGGUAUAGAGAAGCUGGUGGAAUUUAA